UUUAGAAAGGAAAAUAUUUAUUUGCAUCGAAAUUAAUAUGCAACGCCAAGCUACCUCCAUGAAGAGAAAUCUCUUCAAUCAGGAAUACCUAGAUGAACAAUUUAAUGAGCUGGAAGAACUGCAAGAUGAUGAUAACCAUAACUUUGUGGAGGAAGUUGUUAACCUAUUUUUCACGGAUUCAGUUAGAUUGAUCCGUAAUAUUGACCUUGCUCUGGAAAAUAGACCUUACGAUUUUGGUAGGCUGGAUGAUUUGAUGCACCAAUUCAAGGGUAGCAGCUCAAGCAUUGGUGCCAAAAGAGUGAAAAGAGAGUGUUCUCAGUUUCAGGAGUAUUGCAAUGAGAGAAAUAUCGAUGGGUGCAAGAGGGCAUUCCAAGGGGUGAAGCAAGAAUAUGCUAUUUUAAAAACUAGGCUUGAUGCUUAUUUUCAGAUAGCAAGAGAAGACUCUUGAAUGAAUCCUGGUAGCAAGAGAAGCCUCUUGAAUGAAUCCUGGUCAUCGGCAGUAUCAGAAUUAACAAAUGAGUCAAAUGUUUUGCAUCAAGUAUCUGUCAAAGAAUAAAUUAUAUACAUGAUAUAAUCAAAUAAAACUAUGCAGGACAUUUCAAAAUGUUGGGGGCAUUGUGUACUUAUAAAUACCUGUUGGUGCUGUUUAUUAAUGAAAAAAAAUGAAAAUCUUAUGUUUAUCUGCAAGGUCCUUUAUGAAAGUAAAUAGUUGUACUUUAGUUUCAAAACAAUAUAUUCUCAAAUGUAUUAGUAGUAUACAUGGCCGUCUCAACACGAUGGGGGACCUAAAGCCAAAUUUUAUU
This is a messenger RNA of Solanum dulcamara, 803 nucleotides long. Its product is annotated as pseudo histidine-containing phosphotransfer protein 2-like. Gene Ontology annotation, biological process: cytokinin-activated signaling pathway; phosphorylation; phosphorelay signal transduction system. The transcript has 7 exons. The coding region runs from base 38 to 448 and encodes 136 amino acids. Gene Ontology annotation, molecular function: histidine phosphotransfer kinase activity; protein histidine kinase binding. Gene Ontology annotation, cellular component: nucleus; cytoplasm. NCBI's taxonomy places the organism in Eukaryota, Viridiplantae, Streptophyta, Magnoliopsida, Solanales, Solanaceae. The record is from RefSeq and is a predicted model, not a curated record.